Molecule: messenger RNA, 596 nt
Organism: Pocillopora meandrina
Lineage: Eukaryota; Metazoa; Cnidaria; Anthozoa; Scleractinia; Pocilloporidae
Source: the annotation of a GenBank genome assembly
AUGUCAGAGUCCGCUUCACCAGAAACAGGAGACUUGGUAGAUUUCUCAUCAGGCACGGAGGAUGAGGAGGAUGUCUCUUCGACUACACCAUAUUUGGAUGACAUUACAAAAGACGAGCCACCCCCAGAAGGUGAAAACGUUCCCGAUGAAAGAGAAGAAACGCCGGCUGUCGAAGAUCCAGUAUCAGAGCAAGUAGAAUCGGAAGAAAAACCAGAAGAACCAGCCACGAAAGGUGAGAUUGGCAGUUGUGGCUGAUGGUUGUACAUGUGUAUUUAUGUACUGUAUUAAGGAGAGGUAAACUUAUUGAACUGGUUUGCGCGGAUGAUGUAAAGUAGUAGAGCUAAUUACAUUUGAUUUUUGUUGUAACUUUGCAAAUGUAGCUCGAGGAAGAAAAUAAAAAUUUAUUCUAAGAUCAAUUGCCGGCAAGCGAAUGAACAUACACUGAAGAAGUUUUACUUCAGAAGGCUGUGAGCUAAUAAUAGCCUGACAAGGUAUUUGCUGGCGCAGAUCGUGGUCAGCGGCGUGGUGGGCCGGUUCAGUUUGAAAAGGAAGAGGAAGACCUUUUUGGUUUGGAUAAGUUUCUUACAGAGGCUUAA